Messenger RNA from Meleagris gallopavo (turkey), 4934 nucleotides. Lineage: Eukaryota; Metazoa; Chordata; Aves; Galliformes; Phasianidae. The record is from RefSeq and is a predicted model, not a curated record.
AGAAACGGAAGCUCCAGUUAAGCCCAGAGCAAUGCAGCAUCUUUUAUGCAGACCAAUAUGGAAAAAUGUUUUUUCCUAACUUAGCAGCCUAUAUGAGCUCUGGACCUUCAGUUGCUAUGGUUCUUGCCAGACAUCGUGCAGUCUCAUACUGGAAGGAAUUGCUUGGACCAUCAAACAGCAUAAAAGCUAGGAUGACUCACCCUCACAGUUUGAGAGCGAUCUAUGGGACUGAUGAUCUGAGGAAUGGACUUCAUGGCAGUCUCAGCAUAUCCUCAGCAGAAAGAGAAAUUCGAUUCAUGUUUCCAGAAGUGAUCUCGGAGCCAAUUCCAGCUGGACAAAGAGCUAGAGAUUACUUGAAUCUUCAUGUAAAUCCUACAUUACUAGCUGGGCUCACUGCACUUUGUAAAGAGAAGCCAGCAGAUCCAAUGAUGUGGCUUGCUGACUGGCUGAUGGAACACAACCCUAACAAACCUAGGUUAAGACAUUACAUCACUGAAGAAGAACACCAGGAGUAAGAUCUCAGUGGAAAUCAUCUCAAGCAUUCCAAGUUACAGAUGGAUGUCAUCAUUUUCAUUGUAUCUCUGGGCAAUUAAUAUUAUUUGAAGUAAAUGUUACUGUCAUAACUACUCUCGUGUCUUUAUGGAAUCCUUACUCUAAACCAGAAUUUAAAAGCUGUAGUAACUUUUCUAUUGACUUAGAGAGUGUAGACUUAUGUAAUAAAUUUACUGUGUCAGGUGAUAAGAAAAGGGUGAAAUUAUCUUCAGCUGUUACCUGAACUGCUAUUUUCUCUAAUUAUCUUGGUUUCGCUGUCUGGGGAAAAUAAAAUCAUUAAGACAAUUGCAGAUACCAAAUGACAUUCAGCUGGUCUAUACUUUGUGAGGCAGACUUGUUUCCAGCACUUUUUUAGGAGACACAAACUGCAUUCUGAGAGGAGGUACCUGAAUGUAACUUAGAAAACAGAUACUGAGGGCAUAUUACCAACCUGGGAAAUGUGGUUCUUGUUUGCAUCGCUGAGCUAUGGCAACUCCUAAAGUGGUGACUUGAGACUGAUGUAUUUUGACAAAAGAAUUUGAAAUCUGAAUUAAAAGUACCUUGAAUGUACAUUUUUCCAUCUCGGUGACAAAAGGCACAGUGGUUAUACAUCAGUCUCUAAUUUCUAUUGGAAGUCACAAGAGGGUGUAUUUUAGGGACUAAUGCUGAUAUUAUUUCCAAAUUUGUUUAAAGAAAGGUGCUUAAAUGCAACAACUCAUAGUAGGGGUGUUUUUCUGUGCUCAUCUGCUCUUAAAAGGUAUGCUGAUUUCUGUUGUUUUCCUUGUAUUGUAGUUUACAUUUGAAAUUUACUAUGUUUUAUUUGACAGUUUCAAGGGGAUGGGCUAGGGGCUAUGCUGUUCAGCAGGCAGUGGUUAAUCCUGUACUCUAUUUCUAAAGUAAUUGGACUGGUUGGGAGAGGGCAGGAAGCUUUUUUUGUUUUCUUCAAAGUUGUAUUUGCACUGCUAACUUCAAACUUUGUAUUUUAUGGUUUUUCUGGAUUGUGUGGAGAAAGCAUUGAUCUCACAGUUCUGAAACUUGAGUAGACUUAACUCAUACUAAAACAAAGUCAGUUUGUUUUAUGACAAACAUUGCUUCUCAAACUUGAGUAAUUAGCAGCAAUUUGAGCCAUUUGUCUGUAAUAUUAAACUUUUUCUAAGCUAAUUGUGUAUCUUCUAAGAGAACUGAUCCGUACUUGCCAUUUCAGAUAACAAUCUCUACAAAAACAAAACAAGAAACACAAUCUGAACCUAACGCUCAGAUAUGAAGAAAAAAUAAAAGGUCAUUAGAAAAACAGCAAAAAGAUCUCUUUAUAACUAAUUUCUCUUACCUGUAAUUACAGUUCCCUACAUGUGUCUGAUUGCUGCAAUUAUAGGACAGUUGUACUUUGUGGUUUCCUGUUAGCCAAACCAAAGCAUUUCUAUUUUGAACAUGCCAGAAGCUAAAACCCAACAUAUGCACAGUGCAUUCUUCACUUCUGUUAGUUACUGAGGUGUUUGCUUGCUUACUUAGAUGUGUUCUAGUUUGGCAAUAAAUUUCUCCUUUAUGGCACUGCUGGAGCUCUCAGUUUGUCUUUUGCAAUAGGCCUCAGUUACAUCAUACCUAUAGAAGGUUUGUAGGUACUGCAGUGAGUGUGUGGGUCCUUUGGUACACUGGAUGUGUAGGAGAAAGGGCAAAACUAGCUGGAGUUGUAAAUGUUACUUUUGUAGCCAUGCACUAUAAUGUAUCAGUCAUACAAGCCUGUAUCUGUUACAGGUUUUGUUCUCUAGUAUUCCAUUCCAUGUCUCUGUACACCAGGGACAAAUACUGACCUGGUAAACUAAACCUCACAGCUGAGAUGUGGAGGAAGUUGUACCAGUGAGUGGGAUGUGGGCAGGACAGUCCUACCCAGAGGACAGGCAGCAUAAUGGCCUGGUCCCCUGGGGGAGCUGUCACACCGUACGAGAGGCUGCUUGAGGAAGUGCUGCUCACGUUUCAAUUGAGCUUUAGGUUUCUGCUUGGCACAGUGUUAUAGGCUUGGCCAGCAUUGUAAAUCCACAUCAGAGAAAGCAUAGUUUUGGGGGAGAAAAAAACAAACAAACAAAACAAAACAACAACAACAACAAAAACAUGAAUUGAAGAUGCCUUAUCAUCUGGUGUCUGCCAGGCAAGUUGUCUGGUAAUUAGUGACCUCUGUUGAGUCCAAGUAGUUACCUUGCCUAUUGGGUUUUAUUGAGCAUUUUAAUUUUGAGGGAGUUCAUUUUAGUUGUACUGCUAGAGUGCUGGAAUAGAGCUAUGUCCAUAAAACCAGUAGCUCAGUCUCUUUCCAUAAUUCUGGUUUUUUUGGCUGCUUUUUGUUUUGCUCAUUGCCACUUGCCUUGGAAAUUAUUCACAAAACUAUACAGCUACUAAGCUACUGUGAAGCAUAUGAUUGUUCAGAAUUCAUGUCUCAAAAGGGAUUUUUUAACUUUAAUAGGCCAGUUAUACUGCCAGGAAACCUGAGUAUACUUUAAACAUGGCAUAAGCCUCAAUCAAAGUCAAUUCCACUUUGCCUAUAUAAGUCCAAGCAUUCCAGCAUGCCAAGCUUCAGAAACGAGUUGCUGCUUGGCACUUAGGGCUUUCAUUCAACAAUCUGAGGCAAAAAGUGUUACGUGGAGACUUGCAAAUCCUCAUCUUUCUUACUUAUGAACAACUGUUCUUUCACUGAAGUAUUUAAUGUUGACUGUUCUUCAAACAACAGUGAUCUAAGCAAAAUUCAUAGAUUGGUGAUAAAGUGACAGGUGUUUCUCCCAUGGCACUGUAUAAAGGGAAGGAAUGACUCAAGCUUGCAGUUCUUUUCAGUGCCAUAUUAGAACAGCAGAUUCUACUUACGGCUGUAAUUAGUAUUAAUUUGCUAAGCCAGAGCACUCAGAUCAAGAUAGUUCAUGCAAUUGUGGGCAGUAAAUGUUGAUCCUUUUUGUCCUUAACCAGCAAGAGUGCACCCUCUGCAAAUAAUGUGGAGGAAAUACCCCUUCUGUGAAAUGGAAAAUCCUGGUAUCUUUUGGAUGGCCCACUGGUAGAGCUGCUGCCCAUAGUCAGAAAACUUCUGUCAUCCAGACAAACUCCUCUGGGUGGCAAGGGUGUCAGCAGCAUGACUGAUAUGCUGAGCCUCCUUGGGAGGAUGUCUGUCAAAUAAAUUCUUGUUAUGUUGCCUCCUGCCAGGUGAUCACGGAGAUCUGCCAGAAGCUCAGGGGAGAGCCAGUUGUUGGUCUUCCGAGCCAGAAAGGAGGCAUUGUUGUAAGAUGAAGCAGCCUGCGGGAGAGGACAGCAGCUUGCAGACAAGUGGGUGAAUGAUACUUCAUUAAUGAUAGCACAGAGAGAUUAAGAAUGAUCUUUGCUUUACUGCUUGUGAGUGCUUUAUGGCUGAGGGAGGUGAUGCACUCAUAUAAAGGACUUCAUAUAGUGCCUGGUAUACUUACAGUUGUCUUGUAUGGCAGUACAUUUUUUCCUCUGAGAAAAUCAGGCUAACUCUUCAGGUAGUGAAGGAUUUCAGGUUAACUCACUCUUGCGUAGCUGCAGUACUGUUCUGAGAUCAGGUUACUUUAAAAAUAAAAUUAAGUAAGACUAUGCUACCAACUUCUUUUUUUAAAAGACUUUUAAUCGGAGAUCUCUGAGGCAGACAGGGUGGAUCUCCUGUAUUACUACAGAGAGAAAUUUUAAAGGCAAUUGAGUGCAGUCUGUCAGCCCCAAAUGCCUGGGCAAAAAGUCACAUGUAUACUCACCCUUAAGUCCAGGGAACUUUUAUGUGCGAGAUCCUAAUUUGGCUCUCAUGUCUCUUGAUUUUGAUAAGCAACUCUGCAAACCACUCCUUUUUUCUUUAUAACUUAUUUAUAGUCAGCGCCUAAACUCUCAUUUCCUUGCAAAGAAGUGGUUGUUAUUUGUUAUGUUUCUAGAGUCUGCACUGAUUAUCAGGGUAGGAAAUUCUGCACUUCCAAAAGCAACAUCUCACUGCUGUGCUGGCUAUCGGCUCUUAUCUCUUUUCGGUGUCGUAAAUGUUCUUUCCUACUGGGUGGUAUUCCUGCUGCAGUGUGAAUGACUGCCAUGUUUUGUAUGCAUUUGGUUUUGUGUCAUCCUCAUUUCUCUAUGUGAGAAAAUUCCCAGCAGUAUUUAGCAUACGCGUGUGGAUAAAUCUCCUGCAUGCCCCAUAAAGUAGUUUACUGUGGGCCACUAUAAAGCAGUCAUUACGGGGUGAUGUUUAAACUUCUGAGAUUAACACAGCCUCUCAAUUGCACUUACUUAUUUUUAUAGUGUAAUUUAGCAACUGAACCAGAAGAUAUGACAUAGCAAGGCCUUCUUAAAAACAUUGGUCCCAAUUAUUCUCUUGGUUUCUUCAUGGUGUAUUCAGAACAAUUCCAUUCUUUUGGCUUAAAAAAAAAAAAAAAAAAAAA